Penicillium bovifimosum is the source of this 234-nucleotide messenger RNA. RefSeq names its product DEAD/DEAH box RNA helicase (Ski2). The transcript has a single exon. The record is from RefSeq and is a predicted model, not a curated record. NCBI's taxonomy places the organism in Eukaryota, Fungi, Ascomycota, Eurotiomycetes, Eurotiales, Aspergillaceae. The coding region runs from base 1 to 234 and encodes 77 amino acids.
AUGACAGAUGCGCUGAAUCCUCCAAUGGAGGAUUCAGGCCGAGGUCCCCCAGGAUCAAACCUCACAACCUUCGAUGCCCGCCUAGUAGGUGAAAACAAUGGCAAAUUGGAGAAAAUUCCACACCAGGCGCCAGCUCGACGACCUACUGAAGAGGUGCUGAUGGGGAUUGAAGACGAGUUCCUGACUCCACCAAACCAAUUCAGCGACGAAUGGCUGGACAAGUUUCAAAAGUAA